GGAGAACAGCUGCGCAGGGAGGAUGGCUUUCGUGGCGCUGCGCUUGGUACUGUUGCUCCUGGCGGGGGACUUCGCAGCCUCUUCGGAUGCUGACCCUUCAGAGUAUAAGACACCAGACUGUGAUCGAUAUAGGUUACCAGGAUGUCCUAGGGACUUUAACCCUGUGUGUGGAAGUGACAUGACCACUUAUCCCAAUGAAUGUACUCUGUGCAUGAAAAUCAGGGAGGAUGGUCAUGAUAUCAAGAUCAUCCGAAGUGAGGCGUGCUGA
Messenger RNA from Urocitellus parryii (Arctic ground squirrel), 268 nucleotides. It is a transcript of the gene Spink2, whose product is annotated as serine peptidase inhibitor Kazal type 2. The record is from RefSeq and is a predicted model, not a curated record. NCBI's taxonomy places the organism in Eukaryota, Metazoa, Chordata, Mammalia, Rodentia, Sciuridae. Gene Ontology annotation, molecular function: protein binding; serine-type endopeptidase inhibitor activity. Gene Ontology annotation, biological process: negative regulation of serine-type endopeptidase activity; spermatid development.